GGGCGUUAGGUGAAACACUAAUAUGCAAAGUGGGGGCGGGGCUGGUAUAGUACAAAGAUGACUCGAUCUGGAGAUGGUGUCUUGUUUGGUGGAGGAGUGGAAUGGAGCAGCUCUCCCGUUACCUUCCAUAGGAAUACGGGGAAGUAUGUUGAGCUAACAAAGAGCGACACAGUAGCCACUAGAGUGAGAGAUAAAGACUAUGGUAUAGUGUUCACCCGUGAGCCAAUGGUUGUUGGACAGAUGCUCAAGGUCACUAUGACAGAGAGGGAGGGAGGUUGGGAUGUUGGAAUGGAUAUUGGUUUCACUGGAGAGAACCCGGAGGACUCCACGCUGACACAGUGUGAGGCGUUGGACUGGCAAAUAGAGCACAAGCAUUUACUGUGUACUUGCCUUUAUAGUCUCAAAUAUAUGAGCAAGGAACUCUGUAGACUGGGUUUCAACACUGAUGCUUUGGUAGUGGGUGAUUCCUUAGGAAUGUUGCUGACGCUGGAGAAGGAGGUCCACUGGUUUGUGAAUGAUGUGUGGAUAAGGUCUGCACGUGUGAAGGACUACCCCCUGGACACACCUAUGUGGGGGGUCGUGGACGUGUAUGCACUGUGUAAACAAGUCAAGGCAGAGAUUUGCACUGUGUCCAGGUACAACCCUGACACAGAGAGGAGGCUGAGAGAGAUGGGACUAGUACAGGAUGCAAGACCUCAAGUAGCCGGAACACAGUCAUUGUUUGCAAGAAUGCUAGGGUUUGGAUCAACUAAGUCACAAGAUGAUGUCACUAAAACAGUCGAUGGCCAACUUCAGCAACAGCUCACACAAUCAUGCUCAGACAUUCAAGAGCUUCGACGAGAGGUGGCAGAAAAAGGCCAAGAAAUCACUCAACUACAGCAACAACUAACAAGAGCCAACGAAAAUUUGACAAGAACUAAUGAAGAGCACGAAGAGCUGAUAGCAGCCCUCAGACAACAAUUGGAUGCUCUCUCAGCCACCAAUCGUAGCAGCCACCCUCAGGAGGUGGAGUUAUGGCAGGUGUCUCCAGAGGAGGUGUCUAUUAGAGAGGACGAGAUUCUUGGCCGAGGGGCCUGGGGCUACGUUACCAAGGGAACCUUUAGAGGAACAACAGUGGCCGUCAAACGAGUGUAUCCUGAAAUCCUACGACAGACUACGGUGGAUCGAAUUCGUCGUGAGAUUCGCACCAUGGCUCAGAUCCGCCACCCCAACCUUGUCCUCUUUGUUGCUGCCGUCCUCAACGAGCAAACCGGUCCCAUGAUUGUCACAGAGCUCCUGGAUACCUCUUUACGUUCUGCCUACCAGGACAAUCGUGUUGGUCCCAACAAGGUAAAGAUCUUUGGAGACAUAUCCUCAGCUCUGGUUUAUCUCCACCGACAGAGGGAACCCAUCAUCCACAGAGAUGUGAGCUCUGCUAAUGUCCUCCUUCUCUCUCUACCCAACAACAAAUGGCUUGCCAAACUGUCUGACUUUGGAUCAGCCAACCUAGCUCGAGAUGCCACUACUCCUGGAGAAGGUGCUAUCCUGUACACUGCCCCUGAGGCCUAUCCCCAACCACCUUCAUCACUUCAACCACCACCACAACAGACGACAAAGAUCGAUGUGUACAGUUUUGGAGUGCUUGCUUGUGAAGUGGUGACUCGAACAUUUCCGAAAUCUGAACUGUUUUAUCGUCUGCUAUCGAGUAUGGAAGCUAUAUGGCGGGAGCUCCACCCACUCAUCACCUCCUGUGUCUCUCACUCCCCUCAGGACAGACCCUCCAUGGACACUGUGCUACACCACAUCAGACAAUUGGACUCGGAGCCUUAGGACAUUUAGUGACUGUCAUUUCUAAACGUGUGAAAUAAAUUUUCAACUACCCCAUGUUCAUCAUUAUUAAUUUUUGUACUUAAUAUAUUUUGUGUGAUUAUUAUUUUUAGCAUUCUAGCAUCCAUGACUAGGACUGUUUUGUAA
This is a messenger RNA of Halichondria panicea, 1953 nucleotides long. Its product is annotated as probable serine/threonine-protein kinase DDB_G0271682. Lineage: Eukaryota; Metazoa; Porifera; Demospongiae; Suberitida; Halichondriidae. The transcript is spliced from 3 exons. The coding region runs from base 58 to 1809 and encodes 583 amino acids. Gene Ontology annotation, molecular function: ATP binding; protein serine/threonine kinase activity. Gene Ontology annotation, biological process: protein phosphorylation. The record is from RefSeq and is a predicted model, not a curated record.